This is a messenger RNA of Miniopterus natalensis, 2202 nucleotides long. RefSeq names its product fibronectin type III domain containing 7 (gene FNDC7). NCBI's taxonomy places the organism in Eukaryota, Metazoa, Chordata, Mammalia, Chiroptera, Miniopteridae. Gene Ontology annotation, molecular function: protein binding. The record is from RefSeq and is a predicted model, not a curated record.
AUGGCUGGUGGGCUCAAGAAAUAUUUGUCUUUGAUUGGGUUCAGUCUUCUCUGUCUUAAAAUGGUUGCUUCAGCAAACACAGCUCCUGAAAUACCCACUAUUGAUCAGGCAUACUCCAAAAUCAGCAACAGUAUCACUGUGGAAUGGGCUACCGUGCCCGGGGCCACCAGUUACCUCCUCACAGCCAAAGAUGGGGACACCGUCAUUGAAACCACGGUGGCCAACUCCCCAGGCACUGUGACGGGCCUGAAGGCUGCCACCUCGUACCAGAUCACCGUCAGAUCCAUCAGUGCUGCUGGGAGAAGCCAGGCAUCCCCUCCAAAGCAGGCAAAGACAGUGCUGGCUGCCCCGAUUCUAGAAGUGAGCUCUCCAAGUCCAGACUCGAUUCUCGUGCACUGGGGAGCUGUGUACAUGGCCACCGGAUUCUCCGUGUCCAUUAUGCGUGCCAAUGGCUUGGGGAGAAUAUGGAAGGAGAACACCACAGACACCACCUUGACAUUCACCAGUUUAGACGCCGGGACUCUCUACACCAUCAAGGCCUACGCAUGGAAUGCCAACGGGACCCCUGGGGAUGACUCCACCUGCAACCAGAGAACAAGUCCUCGUGCUCCUGCAGACAUUGGAGUCUCUUUCGAUAGCGGGGCUCUGAAGGCGUCUGUCUCAUGGGCCCCGACGGAAGGAGCUUUCAACUACACCGCGGUGGCUGUGGGCGACAGCUCGGAGCUGAGCUGCAGCACGACGCUCAGUGGCUGCACCAUCGCGCCCCUCCGGUGCGGCACGGAGUACCGGAUCUCCGUGGCAGCCAGGAACGACGCUGGAGCCAGCCGGUCGGCUUCGGCGGUGACCCUGAAAACCGUUGCAUGUGCACCUGGAAGAGUGACGAUCCAAGAAGAUCCCCCUGGCCACCUGUCUGUGUCGUGGUCCAACGUAGACCUGGGUGAUUACUACGUGGCCUUUGUGAAGAGUGAUGACGGCUUGGAAGUCCACUGCAACACAUCCCUCACCCAGUGCGACUUCCUGUCCGAAUGUGGCUUCACUUAUUUCAUCAGCGUUUUUGCCUAUAACAAGGCAGGGCAGAGCCCUCUGGGUGACGUGUUCAAUCACACCACAGCUCCCUGCUGUCCUAGUGACAUCAGCCCUGUGUUGGUGUCCAGUGACAGAGUGGAGGUCGUCUGGUCUCCUGUCCGCGGUGCCGAACUCUACCAAACCAAGGCCGUGGGCGGGCUCGACGCGGUCGAGUGCAACGACACGGCGCCGGCCUGCACCCUCUCGGCUCUGCAGUGCGACACCGAGUACAACAUCACCGUGUAUUCCUUCAGUGAAGCCCGGGGCAGCAACACGUCCUGUGCUUCCCGGUUCGUGACCACGGCUCCUUGCAGUCCUGAAAUAAAAAGCGUCUCGAAGGAUGCCUCCUCCGCGGUCCACGUGCACUGGAGAUCCAGUAACGAGGGCGCUACCUACACGGUGACGGCGAGGGGAGGGGGGGAGCUGUACCGGUGCAGCAGCGCCGGCCGGUCCUGUGCCCUCGGGGGCCUGCCCUGCGGCUCCGUGUUCUCCGUCACCGCGGUGGCCGAGACGCGGGCCGGCCGGAGCCUGCCCAGCUAUAGCGUGCCCCUGGAAACCGUGCCCUGCUGUCCAGCCAGUCUGACAGUGACGCAGGUCACCCAAUCAGUCAUCAACGUGAGCUGGACUGUUGGCACCGGGGCCCUAACCUAUGUUACAGUUCUGGAGUCCCACACUGGACAGUCUAAGUGUCACACCCAUCAAAACCACUGCCUCCUGGGAUGCAUCACUUGUGGCGUCAAUUACACGGUGGCCCUAAAAGCAGUCAGCGCCACCGGGCUGACUGCAGACUGCACCUACCGACCCUAUGCUUCUAGUGCCUGCUGCCCGCUGGGGGUGAAGUUGUAUAGGCUGGGCCCUAAUGGCAUCCGGAUCGACUGGCAGGCCGCCAGGGGCUCUGCCAACUACAGCACUGACCUCUACGGCUCCAAGGGCAUUUUCACCUGUUCCCCAAGCUCCGGCCUCAGUUUCUGUGACGUCGCUGAGAUACCCUGUGGGGACGUAUACACCGUGAUGGUCUCACCGGUGGCUGAGACAGGACUGAAGCUCACCUUCUGUCCGAAAAAAAUAUAUUCAGUCACCUGCUCUGGAAGUACGCUUGGAAUGGUGAUCUACAGAGGGAAGAGAAAUGCAGAUUGA